UUACACUCGAAAAAAACUUGCUCAAGUUCCAAACUCCAACAAUAGAAAGCUUCACUCCUUUUGGUCAUAUCUCUCUUUCACUCCAUAUCAUGGCACCACACGGAGAAGCAAUCGUAAGCACCACCACCACUACAAUCAAUAACAACAACAACAAAAACCACACGAGGUCAAUGAUGAUGACGACCAAGAACAACAUCCAGAGAACAGUCUCCGACAUCUCGUUCGAGCUCAUGAGCAAAGAGGCCAUCGACCACCAAGAAGCAGCAGCACUUCCCCCGAUCUCCGAAGUGGAGGACGCCAAGUGCGAGUGCUGCGGGAUGAGCGAGGAGUGCACCCCGGAGUACAUCGACCGCAUCCGCUCCAAGUUCCUGGGCAAGUGGAUCUGCGGGCUCUGCUCUGAGGCCGUGAAGGAAGAGAUGGCGAAGCAGAACAACGGGCUGGAGGCGGCGCUGACGGCGCAUAUGAGCGCGUGCGCGAGGUUCAACAAGUUCGGGAGGGCGUACCCGGUGCUGUCUCAGGCUGAAGCCAUGAGGGAGUUGCUGAAGAGGAGCACUCGAAGGGCGCAGUCGUUCGGCCCCAAGAGUGGAGCUCAGAAAGUUGGCGGGCUUGCUAGGAGCUCCAGCUGCAUCCCGGCUAUCACGAGAGACUUGCACCGCGCUGGUCAUAAUUAAUAACAAUCUCAACUAAAAAGUAGUUGUGGCUGAAGGAGUUAGUUGCCUAGAUAGCUAUAGCUAGCUUUCUUCACUUGCCUUUGGUCACCAUAUCUAUGUCUAUAGCUAAUCCUCUUACACUAUUUGUAGCUCAUCUUUCCAAGCUUUUUUAAGUUCUCUGUUUGGGGUCCUUAUUUUUUUUCAAAACCCUGAGCUGGUGUAGUUAGCCAGCUAGGGUUUUGUUCGCCACGGCUCCACAUAUAUAACAACUUCGGUCUCCCUUUCUUUUGUGAUGUUUUUUUUUUUUUUUUUUUACUGUUUGUAUGGUGAUUACCAACGAACCUAGUUUCACAAUGGGGCUGGUUUGAAUAUCCCUAAUAUUAAUUGUGUUCAAAUAAGGAGGGACAAUUAGU
This is a messenger RNA of Linum trigynum, 1063 nucleotides long. The record is from the annotation of a GenBank genome assembly. Lineage: Eukaryota; Viridiplantae; Streptophyta; Magnoliopsida; Malpighiales; Linaceae.